Molecule: messenger RNA, 3285 nt
Organism: Hydra vulgaris (swiftwater hydra)
Lineage: Eukaryota; Metazoa; Cnidaria; Hydrozoa; Anthoathecata; Hydridae
Product: zinc finger protein 84
Biological process (GO): regulation of gene expression
Cellular component (GO): nucleus
Source: RefSeq, a predicted model, not a curated record
UAUUUGCUUAUUUUAGUAGCAGUGUUAUUAAAAAUUUAAAAACAGUUUUAUUUUUCUUGGUACCAAUUGUUUUGGCAGUCGAUGUUUGCAAAAUUCAGUUCAGAGUUAGUUGAUGAUUGGUUAAUAACUAAUGGUAAAACUAAAAAUGAAUGAUGCUUGUGAAGAUUUGGGCACAAUCAGUGGCUUUAGCAAUUCAAUAAACAAAGAUGCUAUACAUUUUCAGAACAUCAAGACAAAUGAAUUGUGUUUCAAAGAUAAUGCUUCAAUAGAUUCUACUAUUUUUGAAUCAACAUUAAACAAAAUAAGUCAAAAUGAUAAAAGUUUACAUAAAAAAAAUUCUAUAAAAAACUCAGUUAUAAAUAAAAAUAUUAACUUGAUGGAUGAAGUAUAUGAUCAUAAGAAAGUGCGAUCAAUUAUUCCUACUAAAACAUAUCCUAAAAGACUUCGAAAAGAAAUUUAUGCUGAUUUAAUUACAGAUACAAAAAAAGAGAAAGAAAAUAAUUUAAAUAGAAAUACACCUGUUGAAACCUCUAUCAAAAUUAAAAAGUCUGCAACAAAAGUACCAAAAAUUGAAACACCAAGAAAAAAAAUCCACAACAACAAAACACAAUUUUCUUGUCAGCAAUGUGGAGAGUCUUUCAUUCGAAAACUUCACUUUAAAAUUCAUAUGAAAGUACACGUUCAAGAGAAAAACAGACUUAAAGCUGCGGAAGAGUAUAAGCCACAUACUUCUUUACUUUCACCAGCUACAAAAAAAAACCAAAAUGUUUGUCUUUUAUUACCAAAUAAUUCUAAUCCCUUAUUAGGUACAUUAGAAAAUGAACCUGAACCAAAAAACUGUGUUGUCGAAAAUAACCUUAACUCAAAUAGUGGAAAUGAAACAGAGCCUUGCUCUCAGCAUGUUCCUUUUAAUAAUUUAAAAAGUGAAAAUCAUAUUUUAGCUGAAACUUUUAAAGAAGAAAAUAUUAACUUAGCAUGCAGUAAUUCUCUUAUUUCUUCAGCUGAAAUUAUUAGCAUUGCAGGUAAUGACUCGAAUAAAGUAGUUUUGGAUUCUGAUGAACCAAAUACAAACAAAAUGCAAAAAGAAAAAUUAUUUCAAUGUCAUGAUUGUGAUCAAGAGUUUAAACGUCGUGAUUAUCUAAGAGACCAUAUAAUUACAUCUCAUGAUGGAAUAAAACCAUUUCAAUGUGAGAUAUGUCAUAAAGGUUUUGUACGAAGAAAUGUGUUACACAAUCAUAUGCGUUCUCAUACUGGUGAAAAACCAUUCCAAUGUGAUCAAUGUGACAAAGCAUUUGCUCAUAAAUCUAAUUUAAGAAGUCAUGUAAAGUUGCACACUGGUGAACGUCCUUUCAAAUGUGACAUAUGUGAGAAAACUUUUUGUGCUAAAUCAAAUCUUGCUUCACAUGUUAAAAUUCAUGCUGGUGUAAAGCCGCAUAAAUGUCCAGAAUGUGAUCAAGCUUUCAUUCAUAUGGAUACUUUAAAAAAACAUGUUAUGGUACACACUGGUGAGCGUCCAUUUAAAUGUACAGAAUGUAACAAAGCAUUUCGGAGAAAUACACAUUUGACAAUUCACAUGCGACAUCAUACUAAUGUUAGACCUUUUCAAUGUGAAGUGUGCGAUAAAGCAUUUUUUGAAAAAAGUGUUCUACAAAGUCAUAUGACCCAGCAUACAGGUGUUAAGCCAUUCCAGUGUGACCUUUGCGAUAAAUCUUUUUGUCAUCGUAGUACUCUAAAUAUUCACUUACAAAUUCAUCGUGGAGAACGAUUAUUUCAUUGUUCUGUGUGCCAAAAGUCAUUUUGUGAUAAAACAACACUUAUACGCCAUAUCCGUAUUCAUACAGGAGAAAAACCAUUUAAGUGUGAUGUAUGUAAUCUCCACUUUCGACAGAGUAGCAAUCUGAAGCGACAUACUCGAAUUCAUACUGGUGAGCGUCCUUUUAAAUGUACAUACUGUGACAAAUUGUUUGCUCAGAACAUUAAUCUCACAAAUCAUAUGAGGGUACACACUGGAGAAAAACCCUUUUUAUGCGGAACUUGCAACAAAGCAUUUACACAACGUUCAAAUCUUAUUAGCCAUCAGAAAUCACACGCUGGAGAAGAUCAUGUUGUAGAAAUUUAUGCAGAUUAUCCUCGUAAUUCUGAAAAUAGUUCAGAUAGUGACAAUAAUACUUUUAAAAUUAGAGGUACUAAUGUUUCUAUUUCACUUGGGAAUAUUAGAGGUGACAAAGAUAAUGCUGAAGUUCAAAGAAAACUGCGUUUUAUUAGCCAGACAAUAGCAGACAAUGUGAGUCAAAAUAAAGGCUUCUACAUUCGUACUCUAGUUAAAAAUAAUACAAAUAAUAGUGAAAAGGGAAUCUCAGAAAAAACUAUUUUUGAGAAGAAUGAAGCAGAAAGGGUGCUUCAAACACUGAUUGAUCACAAUAUUAGUAAUUCAGUAGACUCUCAAAAAGUGAUAGUUACGAAUUCUGAUAAUGAUAUGCCAAUUAUUACAACUUACGGUCAUAUAAUUAAUAUAAUGUCUGAUCAAGACAAGUCUGGAACUCUAGGAAACUAUGUUAUCCCUCAUAUUUCCACUUGUUCACAAUCAAUAGAGAAAAAGGAGCAAACAGAUAACCAAUCAGAACACGAAUACAUUGAAAAUGAACAAGAGCAUAAUUUUAUUAGUGAACAAAGUGAAAGUGUUGCCAUGGUUCAAGAUGAUAAUGGCAGUGUUUUAUAUGUUCACGAAGAAGAUAUAAGAGAUAUUUCAGAUAAAGCACAUGUAUAUUUAGAAGCUUCCGGCCUUCAGGACGAAAAUAUUUAUGUAGAAUCGAACGAAGAAAAUGAAAUAUAUGUCGAAGGUUCUGAUGCCAAUCAGGAAUAUUCUGAUGUAAAUCAAGAGUACUCUCAUAAUAAUGUUCACGAUUCUCAAAUUCAAGGAAAUACUUUGAUUGGACAAGAUAUGAUUUCUCAAGAUUUACUACGUCAAGUUGAAUCAUAUGUUGUGAGUAAUUAUAAUCAAGAGACUUAUGAACAGCUCUUAAGUGUUGCUGCUCAUGCCAUUCCUACAGUUGUUGAAAAUCAAACUGAACAUGAAUAUUAUGAAAAUGGUUAUAUCCCUGGCAAUGAGGAAACUAUUGAAUCUACAGGAUCUGAAGUUGCUGAUGAUAUGCAUGAUCUUUUACAUUAUGCAGUUUCUCAAACUGUUGAAACGAGUGAAGACAAUUAAUGAUCUUACAGUAUAAAAUUAUCUAUUUGAAAUUUAUUUCUUACUUUUUUAAUAUUUAUUUAUAACGCUAUUUAUAA